Messenger RNA from Botrytis sinoallii, 1164 nucleotides. RefSeq lists its product as uncharacterized. The coding region runs from base 1 to 1164 and encodes 387 amino acids. Lineage: Eukaryota; Fungi; Ascomycota; Leotiomycetes; Helotiales; Sclerotiniaceae. The transcript has 3 exons. The record is from RefSeq and is a predicted model, not a curated record.
AUGGACUGGCCAGACAUUAUACUCCAAGGGUGUGCUAUGAUCGGACUCCAAGUCUACUCUUGGAAUUCCUGGAGAAUCUUCAUCAACCAUGCAGUUGUUUCUGCUCCGAGUUGGGGCGUUCCCAGACUUACAAUUGGGCUGCUAGCUGCCGCUUCCAUAUUGGAACAGAUCAUUGGGAUGAUUGUGUUUCUCUACAAACACCACGAUAACAAAUCUUUGGCAUUCGAAAACAUCGUUUCGUCUUCCAUUAUCAAUGUUUUCGCUGCCUUUUUGAUCGCUUUUGACUACCACAGGAACGAAGAUGUCAAGCCGUUCCACCUUGAAAGUGCAAAAUUAUUUGUAGUUGUAUCUUAUGCAGCUUUUGUGGUCGUGGGUGUUCCUACUUUGACUGCGUUCGUUGUGAUACCAACUCCAGUAAUGUACGGUUUUAUUGUUAGUCACAUAGUAAUGUGUGCUUUCUUGGGUUUUGGUAAGAGCACCGAUGAACGCGGCCCUAUUCUGGGGGUACAGUGGUCGUUUGAAAAGGAUUUGGACAAAAAUCCAUCUGGAGUUAAGCCAAUUUCAACUGCUUCUCUGCAUUCUCUUAAAGACAAGUCAGACCCUAAUGAUCAUGAUAGAGCUGCAUCAGAAGAUUCGGUCAUCAUUAUUCCACCUGACCCCAACAUUUCAAGCACAAAUUCAGAACCAGAACCCCAAAUCUUGGGGAUAAAUAUGGCCUGGACGAUAUCAAGUCUUGUGUUGCAUUUAGCUUGUACGAUUGUAUUGUCAAGGAACAUUCAACAUCUGGAUCUGACCGCUUCUAAAAGAGAUGUGACUACAAUUUGUCUUCUCCUUGCCACACGGAACAUAUUAUCAAGUCACCCUAUUACUUUCGCAGUGAAGAAGAGCGGCGAUGUUGGGAGUGCCGUAGAGGAUAUGGUCCCUUUCAAUGCUUGGCUUUACUUAAUGGCUCGAGAGUGUGCAGCUCAGAACCAAAAAGUUUCUACAGGCACUCUGAAUUGGACAGAGCUCACCGUUUUCAUCCUUCGGGGCAGUGUAUAUCAACCAGCUACAGUGCGUUACCCAGGGGGAUGGCUGGCGGCAAUUUUAAUGCUCGUGCAUUGGUUGGGCUUUUUAAAGUCUAGCAUUCGUGCAGCUUCAUUAGGGACAGUUACAGAAAAUUAG